AUGAGGCCGGCGCAGCGCUCCCGGGAGGAGACCCUGGCCCUGCGGCGGCAACUCAUCGGCUCUUCCUGCAAGCUGUUUUUUUCUCAUGAUCCGGUGAAGAUUGUAAAGGCAAAAGGCCAGUAUAUGUACGAUGAGAAUGGAAGACGGUACCUUGACUGCAUAAAUAAUGUUGCUCACGUCGGACAUUGUCACCCUGAUGUAGUAAAAGCAGCCCAUGAACAGAAUCAAUUGUUAAAUACAAAUUCCCGUUAUCUUCAUGACAACUUGGUUGAUUAUGCAGAGAGGCUUUCAAAAACGCUACCUGAGAAGUUAUGCAUCUUUUAUUUUUUGAAUUCAGGAUCUGAAGCUAACGAUCUUGCCCUAAGACUGGCACGACAGUAUACAAAACAUGAAGAUGUUAUAGUUUUAGACCAUGCUUACCAUGGACAUCUGACAUCCUUGAUUGACAUAAGCCCAUAUAAAUUCAGAAAUCUAGAAGGCCAAAAGGAAUGGGUCCACGUGGCUCCUGUUCCAGACACAUACAGAGGACUUUAUAGAGAAGACCAUGAAGAUUCAGUAACAGCCUAUGCUAAUGAAGUGAAAAACAUUAUUGAGCAAGCACAUAAGAGAGGCAGAAAGAUUGCUGCAUUUUUUGUUGAAUCCCUGCCAAGCGUGGGUGGUCAAAUCAUUCCACCAGCAGGCUAUUUUCAGAAGGUUGCAGAGCAUGUGCGCAAGGCAGGAGGUAUAUUUAUUGCUGAUGAAAUUCAAGUUGGCUUUGGCAGGGUUGGCAAGCACUUUUGGGCAUUCCAGCUUCAAGGAGAAGAUUUUAUACCCGAUAUUGUCACUAUGGGGAAACCCAUAGGGAAUGGGCACCCUAUUGCCUGUGUAGCAACCACAAAAGAAAUUGCAGAAGCAUUCGCAGCCACAGGAGUAGAGUAUUUUAAUACGUUUGGAGGAAACCCUGUUUCAUGUGCAAUUGGAUUAGCUGUGUUAGAUGUGAUUGAGAAGGAACACCUUCAGGCUCAUGCCACAGAAGUGGGAAACUUCUUGAUUAAGCUACUCAAGGAGCAGAAAAUCAAGCAUCCCAUCAUUGGUGAUGUCAGGGGUUCUGGCUUAUUCAUUGGAGUGGACUUAAUCAAGGAUCAAGCAGAAAGGACCCCAGCCACAGCAGAAGCAGAAUAUCUCGUAACAAGACUUAAGGAAGAAUAUAUUCUACUGAGUACAGAUGGGCCAGGAAGAAACGUGCUUAAAUUCAAGCCCCCAAUGUGCUUCAACAUGGAGGAUGCAAAGUUUGUUGUGGACACAAUUGACAAACUACUAACAGAUAUGGAAAAAGAAUGUCUAAACCAAUAG
Messenger RNA from Gavia stellata (red-throated loon), 1332 nucleotides. Its product is annotated as 5-phosphohydroxy-L-lysine phospho-lyase. Bases 1 to 1332 code for a protein of 443 amino acids. Lineage: Eukaryota; Metazoa; Chordata; Aves; Gaviiformes; Gaviidae. The transcript is spliced from 12 exons. Gene Ontology annotation, molecular function: transaminase activity; pyridoxal phosphate binding. Gene Ontology annotation, cellular component: mitochondrion. The record is from RefSeq and is a predicted model, not a curated record.